This is a messenger RNA of Eupeodes corollae, 4166 nucleotides long. Its product is annotated as TWiK family of potassium channels protein 7. Gene Ontology annotation, cellular component: membrane. The record is from RefSeq and is a predicted model, not a curated record. Gene Ontology annotation, molecular function: potassium ion leak channel activity. Gene Ontology annotation, biological process: stabilization of membrane potential; potassium ion transmembrane transport. Lineage: Eukaryota; Metazoa; Arthropoda; Insecta; Diptera; Syrphidae. The coding region runs from base 1948 to 3141 and encodes 397 amino acids. The transcript is spliced from 6 exons.
UUAAGCAUUCCCAUAUAGCUCUCGAAUCCACUCCUUCAUAAUAGUCUUAUGAUACGGUGACAUUCCAACUACAACGUCUCUGCGGGGAUACAGAUCCACAUUACGCGUUUUCAACCCAGUUUUGUACCUCCGUUCACAUCCGCUGGACCAUUGUUCUGUUUUUGACUCUAAGGUCCAUUUAUAGAUAUAUCUAUAUACUAACCGGGUGAUUAGAAAAAAAAGGCUUUGAAAAAACAACCAUUCCAAUUCUUUAAACUAUAAGAAACAAGUUCAUAAAAAUAAAAAAGUUUAACCUAAAAAAACAGCCCAAAAUUUUAAGUCAAUACUGCGGUGAUUACAAAAAUGUAAUCUCUUCCAACAAAAAGUGCCAUUUUUGUGUGAAAACUGUGCGAGAAUCCCACCCCAUUCUGAUGUUCUUCACUGAAAAAGCAUAAAACGGAUACAGAAACUUGUGAAAAAUAGAAGAAUAAAAAAGUCUCCAAUAUUUAUGUAGUUGCACAAUGACAUAUUUUGUUUCCGCUCGGGUGUUUCUUUCAUUCAGUGAACCACGUAAACAGUGAAAAAUUUUCCAGCCUCCUUCUUUCCAACCACAAAAUAAAAAAAAAUAAAGUCCCAAAAAAUUUGCACAAUUAAAACCGCAGUCAGUGUAGGUACCUACCUUAAAUCUACACACAUCACUCUCUAAAUGUGUGUUUACACUUGCUGGCAUGCAUUUGCAUUAAAAAAGAAAUAAAAGUACCUGCAUGCAUAAAACGGGAAAACGAAAACCGUCAUUUAUAUUAAUCGUGUGUAUAGUGUAGAGUGUGCCCACAGGUUUUAAUCUACUAAUGGUGUUCUAAUUAUUAUUAUCUGCUCCACAUUUUUGGGAUUAUAAAAUGUUUUCAACUUCAAACACGGAUCUAUUUGGUUUUUGCUGUCGUUGUCAACAACUACAACACUGUCACUAUCACUAUCGCACUCGCCACCAUUAAAUAAAUGCAAAACGCUCGUGUACCGUUAUUAUUCGUUGUUGUCUUUGUCGUUGUCAUUGUCAUUAGCGUUGUCGGUUGACGUUUAACGGUCGCCUUAGUCUCGUCGUCGUUGUCGUGUGGCAGUGUCAUUCUAUGGCACACAAAACUAAUGGAUGUUAAUUGAAUUUAACUAGGAUUUUGGAGAAACAGAAAAAAAAUACCGAAAAGAACAGCACCCGGUGACGGUGAACGUUGAAACUACGAGUCGUGUUUCCUGUAAUUUCCAUCGGAUGCUUCAAACAGCACAUUUCCGCCAUCAUCGUCGCGUCCUUUUACAACAGCAGUCAAACUAACUACGGAGAGAGACUACGGCCGAACCGAAUAGUAGAUUGGAGUUCAGUGUGAAUGCGAAUUCAAUUAUGGUCGUCGAAUGUCGAAUGGAAAUUACAAAUUAUUAUUUAUCCCGCUAUAAGAAAAUUUAAAUCGAAAUCCAAAAUCGAAAUGAAAGUGAGCGAGUAAAAUUGCAAUCAACUUGUAACGUAACGGCUGUGGAACGCAUUCAAGGGAGAGGCGGCAACAAAACGAGACAGAGAUAAAAACAGAGACAGAAAAUAAAUAUCAAAUCUCGCUUACGAGCUUACGAGGCACUUUUUGUGUGGAGCCUCCUCCCUACUUAGCAUAUUUUUGUGCUUCAAACUGAUGAUUCAAGUCCCAUGGUAUUGAUAUGAAGUGCUGAAUGCAUGAAUGGUUAUAUGUUAUAGGAAAUUAGAAAAGGCAAGGAUGAUAGCAGGCCUAACCCGUUAUGUUUAGUGGGGUGUGCGUUAGUGUUACGUUACACGCGGCAUCAAAAUUGAUUAAGAGGGAAAUUCAAUUUCAUGUAUGGUGAAAGAGAACGAAAACGAUUCAAUAUCAAAAAGAAGAAGUUUAAUGGUGAAUUGGAUAUACCGUGGAAUAAUAAAACAGCCUUUGAGUCUGUGAAAACGUUGAGGUUCAGAUUAUGAACAAAAAACCUCCACCGCCUAUUCAAUUGACUACAUUCGUUAGUAGCGUCAAGAAUCCGACAAGUCCUUCAAUGUGUUUUCCAUCGUCAAAGAACGAAAAACAACGUGAACAUCAUCCUGGACUAUGUGGUUGCCAACGGGCGCCCAAAUCACAUUGUAUUUCUGCAACUGGUGUCCUAAUAUUGGUGCUCCUGUACACCGCAAUGGGUUCGAUUAUUUUCGUAACACUUGAGGGUGAAGUCGAUGAUAGCAACUCCUUGGAAACUGCUGUGGCCGCAUCAAAGCCAUAUCCCCGGACAGAACUGGCGAAUGCUGAAAUAAGAUCAAGGACCGUCGAUCGACUGUGGUCAAUUACGGAAGAUUUGAACAUUUUGUAUAAGGAAAAUUGGACGCGAUUGGCUGCCCAAGAAGUGCAACAUUUUCAGGAUACUCUACUUCGAGCUGUGCGUCAAUCAAAAGUGCAACAACCUGGUGUCCAAUUGAUGCUGCCGACUGGACACAAAUGGUCCUACGCUUCAGCCUUCCUCUACUCCCUCACUCUGAUAACAACAAUCGGAUAUGGUGGUGUAUCCCCUCGAACCCAGUGGGGCCGGAUAGCUGCUCUAAUCUACGCCCUCUUCGGCAUUCCAAUUAUUCUGCUUUAUCUCUCUGCAAUGGGCGAGGGAUUAUCGUCGGCAAUGCGUUGUCUGUUCCGGAAGGCACGUCCGAAAAAUCCAGGAGGCUCAUCCGGGACGAAGGCACCUCCACAAGACCCAUCAGCCAGUGCAGCAGCCAAUCACUUUGCUCAUCACACAGCCGGCAAGAUUCACCAUUACACAAUGCCAUCAUAUCAACUCGCCACUUCGCCUAGUGUGCCCAUAUCCAUAUGCAUCAUGGUACUCAUAUGCUACGUAACCCUGGGGGCGGUAAUAUUUCAUAAAAUGCAGAACUGGAGUGUUCUGGAAUCUCUGUAUUUUUGCUUCACUUCUCUCGGUACCAUCGGUUUCGGCGAUCUCGCUCCCACGGGCAAUCUAAGUCUCUACCUGGCCUCUGGCUAUAUUCUCAUCGGAAUGGCGGUAGUCGCCAUGUGCUUCAGUCUUAUUCAGACCGAAAUAAUUCUCUGGUUGCGCAAAUUUAGUGUGCAAGACCAUGUGCUGCCCGCUUCCGAUGAUGUUGCUUUGGUGUCGGUGUCUGUGACCCCCAAGUCCUGACAGCGCCAGACCGAACUCAUGCCCAAUAACCAUCAAAAUCCACUCUUCGCACAGCACACACUCACCCAGUACAGCUCGCUGCCGCGUCGUUCGUCGGCCUUCCAACGCAAUACUCCGGUCCGUAGGUCAACUGGAGUUGGAGUUCCAGAAAACCACAUGGAAUAUUUUGUGCCACGUAGUAUAAGUGAGUUCAAUCUCUCAGGUGUGGGAGAUCUGGCUCUGCCACCGCCAAGACGUUCGCCCAUUCAAGUCAGCAAUACCAGCCAUAAUUUACAGACUCAGACAAUUAUGUGUGCCCCACCUCCACCGCCCCCACCACAGAUCCUAAUGAAACCUCGCGAAAAAAUGGUUACGUUCGAAGACGAGUCCAGCGGCAAGGGAACAACUUGUCCGCAUGGUGUCCCAACAACACCCAGAAAAGUGACAGGGCCAGUUAGUGGAGAUGUGUUUAUGUGACGUGAACAAUUGUGACCAUCCGAAGGCAUCAACGACGAAGAAGUUGUCGAAUACAGGGUGGUUGAAGGUAAGGAAACGUGUAGCCUUGAAGACGGCAAUGAUCUCAAAAGCUCAUCGCCAGGCGAUGUUAUAUGUGUAUAAACAAGUAGAUGGCAUUAUAGUUGGUAUAUAGUAAUGUAUGUAUGUGUAUCUUUAAGAUGUAUGAGGCUUAGAUAAUAAGACUAUAAGAUAUUAUGUGUAGAUUUGAGGGUAAUGUGGCGAAAUGUUUUUAUUUUUAGUCUUUCCUUAAUUCAUUCUUAACCAUUAUGAUAAUAUGCGCAGUUUCAUUUUUAUACACUUCGUGUCACUUGAAUAAAUUGCGUCACAUUUUCAUAAUAAUUUCUUUCGAAUAUCCGCAUUUUGAAACAUAUAAAUAAUUUAUCAGUCUAGGUUUUGAUUUAUUUUCCAUUAGGGGGUUUCAAUUUGAAUAGCAAACAUUAUCUGUAGCAACUGUCAUUUUUGUAGCUGUCAUUUAUUGACAGUUGACAAGUAAAACGUAUGCUAUUACAAACAUGGAAUAAUACACUUUU